CGACCCCUGGUUCCUCUGUAUAUAUCUAUAUUAUCUGAAUGUUUACAUUUCAGCCACUGAACUAUGCAGGAAAUUUGGAAAUUGGUGGAAUUCCUCUAAGAUGUUGCCGCUUGGUGGUGUUGGAAUGUGUUGGUUCUCAGUGAAAAUAAAAAGUAUUUAUGUUUCAGUGGUUUGGUGCUGCAGGUAUGUGGGAAAUGAAAACAGCUGCACAUGUUUGAGAUGUUUUUGUAAACGUGUUUGUUGUCCAUCGCUGAGUGAAUGUAAACUAACCCUGAUUUGAGCUCAGCCUCUUACUGAGGGGAUAUUUUUACCUUUCUGCAUUCUUGCAGUGUAGCUGUGAGGGUGUUUCUGGUUGAACUGGCCAAACUGCAUUUCCCUCUGACACACACUGAAACACUCCACACACUCCACACACACUUCCCUCAGUGUGUGUCCUCAGUGUGAGCUGCAUGAACACGACAAUGAUGGUCAUUAAAACUGUUAAAUGGAAUUAAACCACAGCCCGAACAUCAGGAGACACACGAUGGAGAACAGAAGAGAACCAGCACAGAGGCAGAUGGAGUCUCCACACAGCGUCAUACACACUUACUAUCAGGGGGACAUUAACACUGUGGUGGACGAACACUUCUUCCGCGCUCUGCAUAAAUCCAACAUGCCCAAAGACCUGAGCACCAAGAGCAGAGAGAACCGCAGAAUGUCCAAACCUGACUUCCCCGCUCCGUCCUCCUGGUCUCCAUCGUGGUCCAAAAGUGGAUUAUCUCCAGGUUCCUCCAGCCUGAGCCAGAGUUCCUCUGCUGAAGAACCGCUCCAUCCUCAGGGGGUCAUCAUGGGUCCACUGUCUGCUGACCCGUGGGUUUACCCGGGCAGACAGGGGUCUGGUUAUAACCUCCCCCAGCUGUACCGGCAGCCUGCAGUGCCCACUGGUGGCAGCUCCUCAUACCUCCAAUUGCUGCACAUGGAGCGGCCAGCAGGGGGCAUAGUGACCCCAGCCUCCACCAAAACAGAAACAGACAUGCAGCUGGAGUGGGCAGCUGGGAACAGCCACAGAGACGCACACGGAGGCAGGACUCACCUGGACACAGGUAUGCGGCUGCCAGAGAAAAGUAAGGAUGUGUACUGGUACUGAGAACGCAGAACCGUCCCCUCUACAGGACCAGCUGCUUUAAGAGGGAAAGGUCGCGACCCCUCAGAGACAGAGACUCUUACAGAAGCACUGCUGCAUUAAUGAAACACACGGAGCUGCAGACCAGGAGAUCCAGGAGAUCCAGGAGAACAUUGUUAUUAUUAUUAUUAAUAUAAUUACAUGCCACAGAUAUUUCUAUGCAGGUGUCACUUUACUGGAAGAUAACGCUCUGAUUCCAGUCUCUUCUGUUAUGUUCAGCUUCUCUCAACCCCAUAUUAAUCACUCCUCAUGCAAUAACUCACCAUAUUAAACAGAGAGUUAUUUAUAUUUUACUAUUUUUCUUUUUCAAAAAGUGAAAAAAUAAAGAAACAGCGGAGAGUCCUCCACUGGGGCCACGCCCACUUUAUCUCCACUCAAACCUUUCAGGUGUUUUAACCAGAGUUUUUCACAGCAGUCUGGAGUAGAAAACUGUCCAUUUCACACCAAGGGAAAUGUUCUAGAUCAGAAUCUUCAAAUAUUCAAGUAAUCAUAAAAGUGUGAAAAAUUGAGGAUAUUUGAUAUGCAAAUGCGAUGUUGUCUAAUGUUAUACACACACGGGAGAACCAUGAGCUGUCUGAAUUGUAUCCUCCACCAGAGGGCAGUGUAGAGCCUGUAUCUUCAGUGUUGCCAGAUUGGGUGGAUUUUGGUUGGAUUUGGUGGGGAAAAAAGUGCUUUGGAGGGAGAACAAAUGUUGGGCUGGUUUGUCAUGAUUUUGGCUGUAAAAAGUAUAUAUAAUUAUUAAUAAACUGCACUUCUUAAUAAUGCAGCUAAUACAUGAAUAAACUGGACCUCUCUGCACAUCCAA
Colossoma macropomum (tambaqui) is the source of this 1967-nucleotide messenger RNA. RefSeq lists its product as uncharacterized. The record is from RefSeq and is a predicted model, not a curated record. The transcript has 4 exons. NCBI's taxonomy places the organism in Eukaryota, Metazoa, Chordata, Actinopteri, Characiformes, Serrasalmidae. The coding region runs from base 485 to 1126 and encodes 213 amino acids. Gene Ontology annotation, biological process: regulation of transcription by RNA polymerase II. Gene Ontology annotation, cellular component: nucleus.